Messenger RNA from Williopsis jadinii, 2538 nucleotides. It is a transcript of the gene BUD27, whose product is annotated as prefoldin-like protein. The record is from RefSeq and is a predicted model, not a curated record. The transcript has a single exon. Bases 52 to 2214 code for a protein of 720 amino acids. Gene Ontology annotation, biological process: regulation of DNA-templated transcription; protein folding. NCBI's taxonomy places the organism in Eukaryota, Fungi, Ascomycota, Saccharomycetes, Phaffomycetales, Wickerhamomycetaceae. Gene Ontology annotation, cellular component: cytoplasm; prefoldin complex.
CCACGACGCUACAAAGUACUGAAAAGGGUACAGCGGUACGCAACAGAAGGUAUGGAAGGUGUUGAAGACCCGAUGGCCCAAAUAAGGGCCAAGGUGAAUGAAACUGUUGAGAGUCUCCAAAGGAAAAAGGAGCUCUUGGUAAGCCAUAGAUCACAGUAUGAGGACCUGAAGUUCAAGCUAUUUGACUAUGCGCAGAUGAGUAAAGAGUCUCAUCCACAGAUAACCGUGCAAAUGACCUCGAAGGCGAAGGUGAAAGCACGUGUGGUUGACCCUUCAAAGAUCCUAGUGUUUCUGGGCUGUGAAUACUUUGUUGAGAGGGAUCCGCAGAGUGCCGUUGAUCAAGUUGAGACGAGGUUGAAGUACCUUACACCUGCCAUCCAUGAAUUUGAAACAAAGAUCAAAGAGGCUAAGAAAACCGUAGAGAACAUUGAUACCCUUGUUCAGUAUGAAAGUGAGAGAGAGACAAGCACUGAUGAUCGUGGCGCUCAAAAUGCAAAGAAUGAAGAAGGUUUGGCAUUUAUGGAUAUUAGAGAAGAAUUGGAUGAAGAGGGAAAUGUCAUUAGCAGUUCUGUGAAUCCUCAGGAUGAGAAGAGGUUGCACGACUUUGGUAAAGAACAUGGCGUCGACUCAAAGGCGUCUGAAAUGACAGAGCUGGAAGAGUUAAUGGAAGAUAUGGGCAUUUCUAAAACGCCUGAACCAAAGAUUAAGGAAAUUGAGGAUAUUGCUCAACUACCUGACCUUGGAGCCUCUGAGCUUGUCAAUGAUGCUGUUGAAGAAUUUAUCAAGGAGAGCGUUGUGGAAGAGAAUAUUGAAGAAGUCAUCGAAGAGGUAGACGACACCAAAGAGGUAAAAGACACCACAGGCACCAAAGACAUCAUCGAGUCCACAGAGACCACGGAUGAUGAACCUAAGGAGGAUAAUGAUCAACAUCCAUAUUUUGCACUGUUAAAAGAGAUGGGCAUAAUAUCAAUCACUGAGUCCAAACUUUGUGAUAAAGAUGAUACAACAAAUAGCUCACGUGGAAAUAUCGACAAGAGUGCUUCCUCUGUUGAGGAUGGAGCUAACGAAUAUGAUCCUUCCAAACCAGCAAUAGACCCGGAUGAUAUAUUACAGUUACAAAUCAUUGCUGAUGAAUUCGACGAAGAUGACGUUGAUUUUGACGAUCUAGAGUAUGGGUUUGAUCAAGACGAUUCAACAGAUGAAGAUACCGAUGGUGAUUGGGAUAUUUUAUAUGAGAGUAAAGCUUUGGUUCCUCCUACAAGCAUGGCAUUGUUUAAGAAAGAGCUUGAGAAAAUGAGAAAUGAGAAGACACAAGAAAAAGAAACCAUCAACGAAGCUGUCAUAGAUGAUAUAUUCACCGAAGGUGCAAAAGCAAAGAAGAAGAAAUCUGUCUCUUUUGCCAAAGAACUUCAAAUUAAAGAAGUUGAGAACAUCUCGGAAGAGCUAAAACGGAACCAAAAGGCACAAUCAAAAGUUUCAAAGUUUAAACAGAUGAGAAAUUCAAAGAUACCAAUCUCUGAAACAAACAAAUAUGUCAAAGAAGAUAAGGUAGUCGAAGAAGAAAGUAUAACAUCAGAUAUCGUUGAACGUGAUAUUGUUGAAACUUUCUCUGGCAUCUCUGAAGUGACAGAAAACGGAAAAGAAGCUAAGCCUAAGAGGUUGUCAAAGUUCAAAGCUCAGCAUUCGUUGUUGAAACCUAAAACUAGGGCUCCAACAACGCUAACUUGUAUUUCACCACCAGUCAGCAACGUUGAGGUUGAAAGUGAAUCAACCCCAGAGCUUGAUUUUGAAAGUAUCAAAGCAUAUGUACUGAGAGAUGAAGAUGAAGAAGAUGGCGACUUUACCAGAGAACUUUCUGAAGGAAUAGAGGUUUAUAAUCCAGAAUUAGAUGACGAGGAUUCAAACGAAAUUAAUAUGGAAGAAGAAGAGCAAAAUGAUGAAUUGGAUGAUGGUCCAAUAAUGCUUGAUGAGAUUGUUGAAAAUGAUGAAGUUGAUGAUCCGGAUUAUUAUGUUAAUGAUAACAUCAUUGCGAAGGAAUAUUCGGACCUUCGUAAAAAGAUGUUGGAGAAAUAUGGCGACAAGUCCCAGUCCAAUGAUAAGGAACCAAUUGUUGUCAUUAAGCACCAAGAAGAGAAGAAUGAAUUGGAACCUAUUGACGAACAUGGAAACCCAAUCAAGGUGAGUCGCUUCAAGAAAUCACUCUCAAGACGCUAACUACGUGGGUAAAUGACAUUUAGAGAAUAUGGUAUGCAACAGUGGUAUGGUUUGUGGUUCAUAUUUGCAUCUGAAUAGAUAUCAUGAUAUCCACAUCGAGCUUGGACGUUUGUGAUGAACUGGGGAAAAGCCAUUGAGUGGCCGUGUUGGCGGUGUUCUGUAGUAUGGCUUGGUUUCCGGUUGUUCCUCCGGCACUGCCAGUAUGCUAGAUGUCUGUAAUGGCUUAGGACACUCUCUCCAUGGAUCCAGGGAAGAGUCAAAGUUCUCCUCCACUAUGGAAAAGUCGUCCGAUGAGGUUUCGGAUGGUGAAGUGCUAUCUUCAAG